GCGGGAGCGGCGGGUGCCGGGAAGGAUGCAUCAGAAGCUGCUGAAGAGCGCGCACUACAUCGAGCUGGGCGGCUAUCAGUACUGGCCGGUGCUGGUGCCCCGCGGCAUCCGCCUCUACACCUACGAGCAGAUCCCCGUGUCCCUCAAGGACAACCCGUACAUCACCGACGGCUACCGGGCCUACCUGCCCUCCAGGCUCUGCAUCAAAAGUUUGUUUAUUUUAUCUAAUGAGACAGUAAACAUCUGGAGUCAUUUGCUGGGUUUCUUUCUCUUCUUCACCCUGGGAAUAUAUGACAUGACAUCUGUAUUACCUUCGGCAAGUGCGUCCAGAGAAGAUUUUGUAAUUUGUUCUAUUUGUCUUUUCUGCUUCCAGUAUUGGCGGCAGGUGUACUUGAUCACAGUGCUUGCUAUGAUCCUCGCAGUGUUCUUUGCGCAGAUUCAUCCCAAUUACCUCACGCAGCAAUGGCAGAGGCUCCGCUCCAUCAUCUUUUGUUCUGUUUCGGGCUAUGGAGUGAUCCCUACUCUUCACUGGGUUUGGCUCAAUGGAGGAGUUGGUUCUCCUAUUGUACAGGACUUUGCAUCCCGUGUAAUUGUGAUGUAUGUGAUUGCUCUUCUUGCUUUCCUAUUCUACAUUUCCAAAGUUCCAGAACGGUACUUUCCAGGACAACUAAACUACCUCGGAUCAAGCCACCAAAUAUGGCACAUCCUUGCAGUAGUGAUGUUAUAUUGGUGGCAUCAGUCAACAGUGUAUGUCAUGCAGUACAGACAUAGCAAGCCUUGUCCUGACUAUGUCUCACGCUUGUGAGUUCAGGUAUGGCCGCCUGAUGAAUUGAGUAGCAAUAUGUAAUGGGGAGUUACAUACCCCACUAUUUCUAAGGUUCCCAUUAGUUUUUGCUUUUUCCUGUUGUUUAAUGUAUCAUGAAUACUGCUUUAUAAAAAUGGAAAAAUAUACUUGGAGAUCUGUAGUAAUAACUGCUUUACAGACCCUGAAAACUACUAAUUUGCUGCUUGUACAGAAAGUGAAGAUUAGUUGGCAAUCAUAAGAAUAUCUGAAUAGCAACAGUGAAUGUGAAACUAGCAUAGUAACAGGAUUAUUUUACUAAACACCAGCUUAAUUUUCUUAGGGAGGGCUCAUCUGCAUUGGAAAUGGAGUUACCUGUCUGAUUGCUUUAAUAGAAGGUAUUUUCAUUAAAUAAUCAAAUUUAAGUGCCUAAUCAAGGUGAACGUUAUUACAGCCUGUGCUUAGUACACGCUAAGAUAGUGGUUUUAUAAUCACAGCCUUUACACAUUUUGUGAGAAACUGGCACUUAAGAUUUUAAUUCCUUUAGCCAUAGGUUCUGCUCUCCUGACAAAUACUGGAUAUUUUAGUUUAUCAGAACAAAAGCUUUAAACUUCUGCUUUGAGAGAGGUGUUGAGAAAAGGCAAAAAAUACUCAUUGUUAUUUAUCUGAUCAUAGUCACAUUAAAAUAGAAGGACAUAACUGACAAAUUCUGUGAUUUAUUAACCAAAUCAUUAGCCACCUAAGCCUUUUAGUUCUAAAUAUUAUUUGAUUCCAUGUAAUAAUUGAGUUCUUGAGAGUGGAUUGCGUAAGAUUUUGAUGUAGAAUUCCAGAAGAGCUUUCACCUUUCUGAAUCAAUUCUGUAUUUCAUGAUGACGAGGAUUUCCAGCUAUAUGGGUGCUACUCUUAAGGCCAUGGGGUCUAGAUGGCCCUGACUUGACCCUGAAGUGAACCUUAAGCCUUAGAAAAAAUUCAUGCAAAUGCCCCAUUUGAUGGGAUUAUUCACCGAUGCUCUAGUUUUCUGUUUAUGAAUGCAUUCCCAUCACGUUGUUAACUAGAGAGUAUUCAUAAACACUAUCUAAAAUUUGGACCCAAAGCAUUAAACUUGCUCUUUAUUGUUUAUACUUUAAAAACAUUGCUGCCCUAUCGUACAGAGUAAAAUGUUCUUUGGUUUUUCAUAUGCAUAAAUUAAAUCCCAUAAAGCAGACAUGCAUAAACCUUAUGUUGUUUAUUGGAUUAUACCAAAGUUUCUUAACCAGUUGACAAGCUGUUCUGUUUGCUGUUAUAUUUUCUGAACAGUAGCAUUAACUGAACAUCAGAAGAAAUGCUGAUGGAUGUUGAAGCUUACUCCAAAAAUGCCUUUUUUGUACAUCCAGUAUUAGGAAAGUAACUUUAAUGUGCCUCAGUUUAUGCAUAUGUAAACUGUUUCUUUCUACUAUAGUGUUUUGGGAAUAUAAACUCCCCAUACUGGUAUUUCGUGGAGGCUGUUAGAAAAUAACCUCCCUAUUAGGUUAAGUAAGGGUUCACUCUGGCGUAUCCUUUGUGAUCAUGGAAUGUUACUUUGAAAAUGGCUACUGUACCUCAUAAGGCCACAAAUUUGAUUAGUAUGUUUUAGAACAUUGUGGUGUGACAGUAGGACAUAUUUUCCUAAAACACCCUUUAUUGGCUUACAUGACAUUGCUUUUAAAUAGAUGUUUUGCCAUUUUGGCCAAACAAAAUACACUAAGUACACAGUUAAUAUACCAAGUUAAAAAUGAGGGGGAAGUUCAAUUACUUCAGGUUUGGGACCAUUUUUAUUUUAAAAUCUUCUCAAAAUGAAAAGAAAAAACAGUCUUGAAUUUUGUUUCAAUUUUUAAAAUUCCUGAAUUUAAAAGGAAGGCAUACAGGUCUAACUGUAGGCAGAAUUAUCUACAUAAACAUUUCAAUGUUUUGUGAAAAUGUUAAAUACUACAAAAAAGCUAUAUUUCAUUUUUAUUGUCACAGUGAUGUAUUAUAAAGGAAUGAAUGUGGAUUGCCCUCAACUAUAAGCACUUCUGUAUGUCAGCAUUUAUCUAUCACCUACUGUGUGCACAACACUACUGGUAAAAUUUUUAAGACAUUAUUAACAUAAAAGAAUAUUUGAACUUGCCUACAAAUCUGACUUUGUAAUAAUGUAAUUUAUUUUUGUUUUUAUCAACUUAUUAAAGUAAGACUUAAAAGUAUACUAUCCAGCUACAGUACUAAAAGAGACUAGUUUUAAUUGUACCUAUGUGUAAACAAAAGGUCUUUACAGACUUUACAUUUUAAAAUUAUCUAUGGCUGUUUUAAAUCAUAGCGAUUUAUAGGGUUAUAGUUAACUCUUUAAACAAUAGUUCUUUCUAGGUAUAAAGCCAUUUUCAAAUAGCAAGAUAGUGCUUGUCUUUUUAUAACACUAAGUGCAAUUCAAUAAGCUGCAUGAUAAGAUACUAUGUAAAUAAACUGAGUUUACUAAAUAUA
This is a messenger RNA of Chinchilla lanigera (long-tailed chinchilla), 3253 nucleotides long. It is a transcript of the gene Paqr3, whose product is annotated as progestin and adipoQ receptor family member III. Gene Ontology annotation, cellular component: membrane. The transcript is spliced from 5 exons. The record is from RefSeq and is a predicted model, not a curated record. The coding region runs from base 26 to 805 and encodes 259 amino acids. NCBI's taxonomy places the organism in Eukaryota, Metazoa, Chordata, Mammalia, Rodentia, Chinchillidae. Gene Ontology annotation, molecular function: signaling receptor activity.